Musca vetustissima is the source of this 3677-nucleotide messenger RNA. RefSeq lists its product as uncharacterized. Lineage: Eukaryota; Metazoa; Arthropoda; Insecta; Diptera; Muscidae. The transcript is spliced from 8 exons. Gene Ontology annotation, biological process: positive regulation of DNA-templated transcription. Gene Ontology annotation, molecular function: zinc ion binding; protein binding; ubiquitin-protein transferase activity. The record is from RefSeq and is a predicted model, not a curated record. Gene Ontology annotation, cellular component: chromatin; nucleoplasm. Bases 29 to 3547 code for a protein of 1172 amino acids.
UGUGUCACGUUUUAAAGAGGCUUUAUAUAUGGCAACUAUAGAGGAUUUUGUACCACAUAUCAUAAAGAGCGCCUCCGUCACUCCCAAUCCCUCUUCUGUGACACCAAUAAUUGCCAGUAACGCCGACACGAACAACUGCACUUUUACUUCUGUCCUGGAAUCGUCUUCUAUCACGGCUGUUGCUAAAGCUUUGGAGGCAUCAAGCUUUAUAACUUCUACUUCUAGUGCUUCCACUGUAGAUUCUAUCGUUGAUAAACUCGUCAAUUCUUUGGAUCUGAACGACCCUCUUCUAUCGAACAACUGUAACCCAAUAGCAAAGGAUUUGAAAAGCAUUUCGUCUCGGUCGUCGUCGGUUGCCGGCAGCUUGACAUUGGGCGGGCUGGGCGGCGGAAAUAUGUUUAGCGAAGUCUUCGAAAGCAACGUGGGCUCAGAGCUGGAAUCUGGCUCCUUAGAAGACUCUUCGGGUUCCUUGUGUGAAGGCGAUGUGGACAAGAAUUGUAAAAUUUGCAGUUCUCGUUUGCAAUCGCCUCGUGUUUUAUCAUGUCUUCAUGUAUUUUGCGAAUCUUGCCUUUGCAAGUUGUUGAACGAAGACUCGUCGGGUGGAAAUAUUUCAUCAUCAUCUUCAACAUCUUCGAUUGGAGGAGACCUUGUGCCACUCCAUAACUCAUCUGGAAAAUCGCAGAUUAAGUGUCCCAUAUGCAAGCAAAUAACUCUGGUUGGUCCGAAGGGUGUACAAUCUCUAACAUGCGACUAUAUACUAACUAAUAUAUUGGACUUGGCCACCAUUGAGUCGGAACAAUUGCAUUGCACUUCUUGCAAGAGCAAGGAGAAUGCAAUUUCCCGUUGCAAUGAUUGUGCCAAUUUCUUGUGCAGCGGAUGUGACAAUGCCCAUAAGUAUAUGCGUUGUUUUGAAAAUCAUGAAGUGGUCAAAUUAGAGGACUUGCAAAAAACUUCGGAUGGCGAUAAACCCUUAAUUAUACACAAACCCUUGUACUGUAAUGUACACACAUCUGAGAAUCUCAAGUAUUAUUGCUUCAAUUGUCAAAUACCGGUUUGCAAUGACUGUUUGAUUGCCGAUCACAAGGGUAGCGAGCAUCACUACGAUAUCAUAGCGUUGGCUGAGAAAUCUGUCCGCGGUGAUGUUGAGAAUCUUAUAAAGGAGGCCAAAUCAAAGGUGCAAUAUUGCGAUGAUGCAGACGCAAAUUUAUCUAGCGCUCUUAACGAGCUACAAUCUCAACAUGACGCGGCACGUGAUCUCAUUCAAGAAACAUAUGAGAAUUACAAAAAAAUCAUAGAGAAAUGCCGCGACCAAGCAUUGGUUGAACUGAAGAAGCUGCACUCCGAACGAGUUUUGAAGAUAAUGGAUCUGAUGCAAAACAUCCAAAAUACUAUGGGUAAAAUAGAUAACACUUGCAAAUUUACGAAUCGUGUUCUUGAACAAGCAAAUGCUGCAGAGUUUCUGUCAAUGAAAAAACUAAUUGCAACUCAAUUUAUUAAUAUGAUAAAUACCACACCAAAGUGCGACAUUAACUAUUCGUUGACGUUCGACACUAAACCUGAAAAGUUCGAACAACUUGCGCAAGAGACUUUUGGCAAAUUUCGUACAGAAUCGACUCCACCUUCGCCAAAAGAAAGCACCCCACCACCAACUUUGCCCGGCAUGCCACCGAAUAUGAUGAACGGCCGUAUUGGUAGUGGCGGAAAUGGCAGCAUGAAUUGCUCCAACAGCUCCCAGAGCCAAUUAACCAGUUCGGUUACGGCCAGCAGUCCAAUAUCUUUGCCAACUUCCAUGCAAAGUUCAUUUGAUGGUGACAUCUACGCAAGCGCUUUGAGCGGCGGCUUCAUGAUGUCUAACGUACUUACUCCGGAUUCACCGACCCAAAGUCAAUCAGGGAUGGCCCACAAUCACCAUCAACUACAACACCAGAACAGCACUUCGUCACAUCACAGCAGUGUAAAUGGGUUCAAUAGUAUUGGAUCCAUUGGCACUGGUAAUGGCAACACAUUAAACAACAAUUUGUCAAAUUCGUCUCCGGGCUUCAAUGGAUCUCUCGGCAGUCAGCUGGGUUCUGGACCUGGUGCUUCAUUGAUGGGUUCUCAAGGCCUAAAUGGCUUAAAUAAUGCGGGACCUUCGACUGGACUAAAUGCUCUAAACAAUCCACUCAAUAAUAGUUUAACUGCUGCCCUAAAUGGUCCUUUGGGCGGAAAUACUGGAGUUGCUGCUGUGCCACCACCAGGAGGUUAUAAUAGUAUUCUGGAAUACAAUUUAUCACGUCUUGCCAGUCUCACAGAAAACACGCCAGAUUCUCUUACGGAUGCCCUAGUGGGUUCGCCAAGUGGCCCUACUCCGCAAUCAGUAGUACCAGCUGCCAAUGCACAAAAUCAAACCAUUAUCCUUGCCGACAUUCUCUCCGGUGAUCAACGAGCUUUUAAUAAUUUGCAAGCUCUUGCAAAACUAGGCUUGAACAACAACGAUUUUCACACAGACUUGACAAGCAAUCAGCUAUUAACGAGUGGACCCUCACCAACCGGAUUUGAUUGUUUAUUACCAGAUUACUGCCUACCCACAGCACCGUCGCCAAGUUUACCAAAUUUGCCUCCAUUAUGUCCAGGCGCUGGGGCUGGUGGUUCCGUCGACGAUAUGAGCAUAAGCAGUUUCCAUGCUCCACAACAACCCCAGCCAAAUACGACCAGUAUAAUAACAGGUCGCAAUAAGGCAACUCCAAUGCAAAUACGUUGCAAGUUUGGCUCAUUGGGAACGUCUAAGGGACAGUUUAAUUCUCCACACGGUUUUUGUUUGGGUGUUGAUGAGGAAAUUAUUGUAGCCGAUACUAAUAACCAUCGCAUUGAGAUCUUUGAUAAAUCUGGCAAUUUGAAGUUUUAUUUCGGCGUGCCCGGAAAAGAGGAGGGACAACUGUGGUACCCUCGCAAAGUUGCCGUUAUGCACACCAAUGGCAAAUUCGUGGUUUGUGAUCGUGGCAAUGAACGUUCUCGAAUGCAGAUUUUCUCGAAAAGUGGUCAUUUUAUGAGGAAAAUCGCUAUAAGGUAUAUUGACAUCGUUGCCGGUUUAGCCGUCACAUCUAAGGGCCACAUUGUCGCCGUUGACAGUGUUUCUCCCACAGUGUUUGUCAUUUCGGAAGAUGGAGAAUUGGUGCGCUGGUUUGAUUGCAGCGAUUAUAUGCGCGAACCGUCAGAUAUCGCAAUCAGAGAUAAUGACUUCUAUGUUUGUGACUUUAAGGGUCAUUGCGUAGCGGUCUUCCAUGAAGAUGGUACAUUCCAGUAUCGUAUCGGAAAUGAGAAAGUUACCUGUUUUCCAAACGGAAUUGAUAUUUCCAAUGCUGGUGACAUUUUGAUUGGUGAUUCUCAUGGCAACCGUUUUCAUGUUGCCUGCUAUUCACGCGAUGGUGUCCUUCAGUCCGAAUUUGAGUGUCCACAUGUCAAGGUUUCGCGUUGCUGUGGCUUGAAAAUUACUUCAGAAGGAUAUGUUGUGACACUGGCUAAAAAUAAUCAUCAUGUUUUAGUGCUUAACACAUUAUACGUUCAGUGAUUGCAAAAAAAGAGAACUCUCAAUGUGAGAACUGAUUUGUUAACCUAUGGAAAAACUGCAACUGCAAGUAAAUCUCACCAGCAGCAGCAACAACAAAAUCCGCAGUCACAGCAAUCGCAACUACAUCAAC